AACUGUUUAUUAUUGAAAUUUAGUAUAAAACAAAUCGCAUAUUUUUCGAUAAUCAUUGCGAAUUAAUUUUCCCGUGUCGUUGAACGAGGCGGUUCGUUACGAUUGCAGCGGCCUCUUGUGGCGGUUUCACCAAACGCGAACAAUAUCGCUCGAAAGACUCGACAACAAAUCUGUUUUUUUUACUACCACGAGUUGGUUGCUUCCCGUGCUGUUUUGCAAUCAAGUUGUUAUCAACGUUGCUCAAAUUUCGUUACUACGACGAUUGGUAAAUUCCCGAUAUUAAAAUCCUCAUAUAUUCCAAGGCAAGGCAGAUCGAAAUCAAGCAAAUAUCAAGCAUUCGUUUGUUUCACUUCCGCCUAAUGUUUCACUGAUAAAAAUUGUGGAAGGUGCAGCGACCGAAUUCUUAUUUUGAGCCACAACGUUUGAAGAAUUUGAGCGUAAUUGCGAGCAGAAGUCAACAAGAUGUCUCGGGAUGUGGAAGCAAAACGCGAAGAAUUUCGCAAAUACCUUGAACGUGCCGGCGUGAUUGAUGCCCUAACCAAAGUUCUUGUCCUGCUUUAUGAAGAGACUGAAAAGCCUGACGACGCUUUGGAUUAUGUUCGCAAGUACCUCAGCAAUGCAACAGACAGUAAGAGCGAGGUGGAGACCCUGAAGCAAGAGUUGGAGAGUGCGAAGGAUCAGAUUGCCGAACUGGAAGCAAAGCUCCAGAAAUGUGAUCUGGAUGUGACUCCAGCUUAAAUAUCUUGACUACUUAUACUUAUAGAACUUAACAUUCCUUGCUAGUUCAAAAAUUUCAAUCUCUUUAACAAAAAUAAGAUAAUUAGAAUAGAAUCUGCCUUAAGAAACGUGCCUUAUUAGUAUAAAGAGCUGUAUUGAUGUUUUGUUUCCCACGCAGAUUUCAUUUCGGUAUAUACUUAUGACGAGAGAAAGAAAGAAAAAAUAUAUAUAUAUAUAUUUGAUUAUUAGUUUAGGAUUUAAUUCCCCAAUGGAAAUCACAGUAUUUUGAGUUAAUAAGUACAAAAUAUGAUCUAAAUAUAUAUAUAUAUAUAUAUAAAUGAUAUACAGAGCACUAGCUCCGAAUCUUUAACCAAAAGUGAGCAAAGACUUUUAUAUGGUAUGCAGUCAUAAUAAACAAAGUAUAUCUAUUGUUAUUCGAACUUGGAGGUUCGAGUACUUUAAUUCUUUUCGCUUUUUUUUUCUACUAAGAGAAACGAUCUCGUGAUUUAGUAAUGUAGUUAAUAAUCUGUUGAUAAAAAUAUAAAGUUUCCAAGAUAUUGAGUUAAUUGUUAAUUUUUGUAGCCUUUUUUUUCCAUAUUCUUUCGCGAUACUAAAUUUUGUUGAACUAAGUACCUUGGAAAUUGUCAACAUUAAUUUUCCUUUCUUCUGUAAUAUGGGCAGGGUACUACUUUUCUAGAAAACAUUAAAUCCACAUUGAAUCUA
This is a messenger RNA of Venturia canescens, 1440 nucleotides long. RefSeq names its product c-Myc-binding protein. Gene Ontology annotation, cellular component: nucleus. The transcript has 3 exons. Gene Ontology annotation, molecular function: transcription coactivator activity. Lineage: Eukaryota; Metazoa; Arthropoda; Insecta; Hymenoptera; Ichneumonidae. Gene Ontology annotation, biological process: regulation of DNA-templated transcription. The coding region runs from base 463 to 738 and encodes 91 amino acids. The record is from RefSeq and is a predicted model, not a curated record.